Molecule: messenger RNA, 2538 nt
Organism: Nerophis lumbriciformis (worm pipefish)
Lineage: Eukaryota; Metazoa; Chordata; Actinopteri; Syngnathiformes; Syngnathidae
Source: RefSeq, a predicted model, not a curated record
AUGGCUGAUAGAGAUGGGCUUCCCAUUGCCCCAGGACAAGUCUACGUUGAAGUGGAAUAUGACUAUGAAUACAAGGCAAAAGACAAGAUAGUCACUAUACGGCAGGGAGAGUGUUAUAUGUUAGUGAAGAAAACCAAUGAGGAUUGGUGGCAGGUGAAGAAGGACGAGGGCACAAAGGCUUUCUACGUGCCAGCCCAGUAUGUCAGAGAGGUUCGGCGGGCCUUGAUGCCUCCCCAGAAGCCCACUUUGAAAGCCAAGCCUUCUGUUCUGGAUAUUUGCAUGACAUCAAAUGAGAACCUCAACCGACCGCAGCCUGAAAUGUCCAGCUUUGGGCGUCCGUCACCCUCCUCCACGCCAUCACCUUCCUCAGACCGUGUGACGCCGCCAGCUCUGCCUAAGGAUGCUAACCAGAAUUUGGGAAGUCCGCAUCAUUGCAAGGUUGUGGCCGAACUAGUGCUUCUUCACAACAAUAACAAUCAUCAUCUUGCCAACAAUUCAACUCUGCCACGGACCCGAGCUGACUCGCCUCCACUCAAAGAGGAGAACAACCACAACAGAAGUCCAGACAGUGACAAGACUUCCCCACAAUGUGACCUAACAGGAAAUGGGCUCAGCAAGCUCCACAAUGACUCGGAGUCAGGCGAUGAGCUUAGUAGCAGUUCAACUGAACACAUGCAGACUACAUCACCUACGGGUCAGGGCAGGUCAGACUCACCGGUUUACACUAACCUCCAGGAGCUCAAGAUCUCUCAGUCGAGUUUACCGCCUGUCCCCUCUGGCUCACCACUGCAUAUCCACGGAGAUUGGGAGACCCACAAAGACUUGAGCGGCAGGCAUUUCUAUUAUAACAGAGCCACGGGGGAGCGUACAUGGAAACCUCCACGCACACGGGACACUAGCGGCAGCACCAGCAGCUUCCGAGGAGAAAUCCAAGGCACGGCAGAGAGUGAGCUGCUUUCAUCUGAGGAAAACUGCCACAGCACCCAUUCAAGCCAGUCUGACAGCCAGUACGGUUCACCCCCUAGAGGCUGGUCUGAGGAGCUUGAUGAACAUGGACACACCCUUUAUGUCUCAGAAUACACACAAGAGAAGUGGAUAAAGCACGUUGAUGAGCAAGGAAGACCCUACUACUACAAUGCUGACGGAUCCAGGUCGGAAUGGGAAUUACCCAAGUACAACAUUUCCCCUCAAUCUGGUGAGGUCCCCAAGAGUCGGAGCCUGGAGAGGAAGCAGCCGGACCCCAUCAUACUCACCAAGUGGAGACACAGCACAUAUGUUCUUGACCUCAAUGAUAAGGAGUGUGCUCCGGUGCCCAAGCAGAGCUCUCCUGACUCUGACUCCUGCCCAUCAUCUCCUAAGCAUCCCUCAACUCCAUCAGAGAAGUGCGGGGUCCUAAAUGUUACCAAAAUCACAGAGAAUGGGAAAAAAGUCAGGAAGAACUGGGCAUCCUCAUGGACGGUGUUGCAAGGUUCUUCCCUCCUUUUCGCAAAAGGUCAAGGCGGAAGCACGAGCUGGUUCGGCAGCAACCAAUCUAAGCCAGAGUUUACCGUUGACUUGCGUGGCGGUUCAGUGGAAUGGGCAUCCAAGGACAAGUCCAGCAAGAAGCAUGUCAUUGAGCUGAAGACACGUCAGGGGACCGAACUACUGAUCCAGUCGGAGAUUGACAGUGUCAUCAACGACUGGUACCGGGCACUGACAGAGACCAUUAAUACACAUGCGUGGGAGUCGGAUGAAGCCAUUGAAGAGGAUAUGCCUGAAUCUCCUGGAGCUGAGAAACAGGACAAAGAGAAAGACCAGCGAGACUCUAAGAAGAACAGAGGUAAGACUUCCGUCAGCAUGGACUCAUCGGACCAGAAAAAAACUCGUUUGAAGCUCAAGAAAUUCUUGACACGUCGUCCCACCUAUCAGGCUGUCAGAGACAAAGGCUACAUCAAAGAUCAAGUUUUUGGCUGCAGUCUGAGCAACCUGUGCCAGCGAGAGACCACAUCUGUGCCGAAAUUUGUCAAAAUGUGUAUUGACCAUGUGGAGAACACGGGUCUCAGUAUAGAUGGCCUUUAUCGAGUAAGCGGGAACCUGGCAGUGAUACAGAAGCUACGCUUUGCUGUAAACCACGAUGAGAAGGUAGAACUAGAUGACAGCAAGUGGGAGGACAUCCACGUCACAACAGGAGCACUCAAGAUGUUCUUCCGGGAACUUCCAGAACCUUUAUUCACCUAUGGAUCCUUCAAUGACUUUGUCAAUGCAAUUAGUGAGUAACAUAAAUGUCAACCGCCACAGAGACUAAACUCCAUCAAAGACUUGAUCAAGAAGUUGCCAAAACCUAACCAUGACACAAUGCAAGUCCUCUUCAAACACCUGCGCAGGGUGAUCGACCACGGUGAAGCCAACCGCAUGACCACCCAGAGCGUGGCCAUCGUUUUUGGACCUACACUGCUGCGGCCUGAGACGGAGACUGGCAAUAUCGCCGUGCACAUGGUCUACCAGAACCAGAUAGUAGAGCUCAUUCUACUUGAGUAUGAAAGCAUCUUUGGCAGGUAG